AUGUCACAAUAUCGUGAGCUUGAAUUAGAUUCAAGAGAUGAUACACCAUCAAUGGUCACGUUGGAUAGAGAUCAGGUCAUCCCAGAAACCGCUAAAUUCGACCAAUUCGUUACAAUUGAUUGGAUCACUGAAGAAAAUACUCCUUUGCUUAGUAUACCAAAUGAAAGAGAUGUCUUAAAUGAUGGUUUUAAAAAAUAUAGGCAGUUAUUAUGGGAAAGGUCGAGAACUGUGGUUACAUUGACCGUAAUUGCCGUAACAAUUGGGUGCAUCGCAGGUUUUCUCCAAAUAUUUACUGAAACCUUGGUAAAUUGGAAAACAGGCCAUUGUGCAAGAAAUUGGUUAUUAAACAAGUCAUUUUGUUGUAGUGUAAUAGAAACCUCUCCAAAUAAUUCUAAAAGAUUAUAUGACUUCAAAUUAACCAAACGUGAUGAAUUAGAUUGUUUAGACGAAGGACUUUGGAUAAAUUGGUCAGGUUAUAUUACUCCAUUUCCAAUAUUUUUGAUUUUAUCGGUAUCUUUCUCACUGAUAAGUACUUUAUUAGUAAAAUAUGUGGCCCCAAUGGCUACAGGUUCAGGUAUUACAGAAAUUAAAGUUUGGGUUACUGGGUUUAAAUAUAAAGAUGAAUUUUUGAAUGCAAUCACACUAUUCGUUAAAAGUAUAGCAUUGCCAUUGGCUAUCUCCUCAGGAUUAAGUAUUGGUAAAGAAGGACCUUCUGUUCAUUAUGCAGCUUGUGUGGGUUACACUGUUGCAAACUGGUUGCUAAGGGAUGUCUUGACCUUUUCACAACAAUCUGAAUACUUGAUCGCAGCCAGUGGUGCUGGUGUAGCAGUAGCAUUUGGUGCACCAAUCGGUGGUGUAUUGUUUGGUUUGGAGGAAAUUGCUGCAUCAAGUGAGUUUAAUGCUUCUACUUUGUGGAAGUCAUAUUAUGUCGCAUUAGUUGCUGUGGCCACUUUGAAAUGGAUUAAUCCUUUCAGAAAUGGUAUGAUCGUUUUAUUCAAUGUCACAUAUGAUAAAUAUUGGACCAAAGGUGAAAUUCCUGUAUUCAUCUUUUUAGGGAUUUUUGGUGGAUUGUAUGGUAAGUAUAUUUCAAAGUGGAACAUAUACUACGUCCACUUACGUAGAAAGUACUUAACAAAAUGGCCUGUUCAAGAAGUUAUUAUUCUGACUAUAUUCACUGCUUUUAUUUCUUACUUCAAUGAAUUUUUAAAGCUAGAUAUGACAGAAAGUAUGGGUAUUUUGUUUCAUGAAUGUGCUAAAGGGGAUGAUAUAUCAGCAUUUGGUCAUAGACUAUGUCAACUAGACAAAACUUCCAAUGUAGGAAGUUUCAUUCAGAUAAUUAGUUCCCUUUUGUUUGCAACUAUUGUUAGAUCCCUACUUGUUGUUAUUUCUUAUGGUGCAAGCGUACCAGCCGGUAUUUUUGUUCCAUCAAUGGCUGUGGGUGCUACUUUCGGUCGUGCAAUCAGUUUAUUUGUGGAACGUUUUAUUAGUGGUCCAGGUGUAAUUACUCCGGGUACUUAUGCAUUUUUAGGUGCUGCAGCAACGCUAAGUGGUAUCACAAACCUAACCAUCACUGUUGUAGUCAUAAUGUUUGAACUUACAGGUGCAUUUAUUUACAUUAUACCUACAAUGAUGGUUGUUGCCAUAACUAGACUAGUCUUGAAUCAUGAAGGUAUCAAGGGCGGUAUUGCUGAUCAAAUGGUUUUUGUCAAUGGUUUCCCUUAUUUGGAGUAUGAGAAGGAAGACUUAUUCAUGAAAGAAUUUUCUGCGGGCAGUAUAAUGACAACAAAUUUGAAAUUUUUAUAUGAAACGAUGAAUCUUGCUGAACUAAAAGACUUUCUGUAUUCUGGGGAUGGUUUGAAAUUAAAAGGUUUCCCUGUAAUAAAUGAAUCGGAUAGAUUGGAACCUACAAAAAGAUGUGUUGGAUAUGUUUUAAAGAAACACAUACUAGCAAGAUUGUUAUCACCAGAGAUGGAUUUUUCUAAUCCUGAAAUGAUUACUGUUAGUUUAAUGUCCUCAUCUAAAGCAUCUCAGAUAAUGCUAGAAGGUGAUGACAUUCUUGAUUUUAGUGAUAUUGUCAAUUCUUCCCCGAUUUUUAUAAAGAAGAAUGUACCAGCUACUUUAUUAUUCCGUAUGUUCAAACAGCUUGGUUGUAAAACCAUAUUAGUUGAGGAAAGCGGUGUUCUAGAGGGUUUGAUAACAAGAAAAGAUCUUUUGAGAUUCCAGAGAAUCAAGCAUAGAGAAGUUUUUGGGCCAAUCAAUCAAUCCAAUAAAUUUUUUGAUGAUAUAGUACGACCAUCAAUACAAACAGUAAUCAAAACGCUUUCUACCUAA
This is a messenger RNA of Vanderwaltozyma polyspora DSM 70294, 2331 nucleotides long. It is a transcript of the gene GEF1, whose product is annotated as Gef1p. NCBI's taxonomy places the organism in Eukaryota, Fungi, Ascomycota, Saccharomycetes, Saccharomycetales, Saccharomycetaceae. The transcript has a single exon. Gene Ontology annotation, cellular component: Golgi apparatus; membrane; endoplasmic reticulum. The record is from RefSeq and is a predicted model, not a curated record. The coding region runs from base 1 to 2331 and encodes 776 amino acids. Gene Ontology annotation, molecular function: voltage-gated chloride channel activity. Gene Ontology annotation, biological process: chloride transport; intracellular copper ion homeostasis; transmembrane transport.